Gongylonema pulchrum is the source of this 300-nucleotide messenger RNA. NCBI's taxonomy places the organism in Eukaryota, Metazoa, Nematoda, Chromadorea, Rhabditida, Gongylonematidae. The record is from the annotation of a GenBank genome assembly.
AUGGAGGGAACAAGGGUGCUAGUCAGGAACGGGAAGGGGCUGGAAUUGUUCUGCUUAGCUCCAUCACUACCUCAAAGGUCUAAACCACCAUCCCUCAGUCAUCGCAGUUCCGCUCUUGACUUGGCCGGGCCGUGUUUUCUGUGCCCGGGAUUGAUCAGGAUGAAGCCGGAUAUCAAGGAUCGCGAUUUCAUGUAUCGUCUUAUCAUCGGGUCAGUUUGCUGUCCUGGGAUUUACGCAUCAGAUCUCCCCGUUCAUAUGGGAAUAGAAUUACAAGUAAAACAGCGUAAUAAUCGUUUAUAA